AUGAACCACCAAGAUCAGAUAACAAACGAUACUCUAAGUAAUGAUACUGAGGAAGGGAGGCCAGAUAAGGAGAAAACCGAGUGGCCAGACUCUCCAACAUCCGCUGACUCAUUCUCCCAUGGGAAGCUCAUCGAGGAGGGGAACGAUGUAGAACAGCGGAUCAUAGACGCCGGCGAGGCGAAAUAUCAUCGCCUGGGAUGGAAGCGCCUUACGAUUAUGUUGAUCGUUGAAGCUAUAGCACUAGGAUCCCUAUCUAUGCCAUCUGCAUUCGCAACCCUCGGGAUGGUUGCUGGCGUCAUAUGUUCUGUUGGGGUAGGUAUGCUCGCCAUAUAUACCUCUUAUAUCAUUGGACAAGUUAAACUCGCAUAUCCUUUUGUGCGGCAUUAUGGUGAUGCCGGCACUCUAAUGAUGGGACGUACCGGGUAUGAAUUAUUUACUGCCAUGUUCCUCCUUCAACUUAUCUUUGUUACGGGCUCUCACUGCCUGACCGGUACGAUCGCAUUUCGCCAAAUCACGGGAAGCGAUGUUUGUUCUCUGGUCUUUGGUAUUGUCUCAGCCAUCAUCCUUUUGUUACUAGCCAUUCCUUCAUCAUUCGCCGAUAUGGCCUUCCUUGGCUAUAUUGACUUUGCAUCUAUCAUUGGUGCCAUUGGGAUCACUGUCAUCGCAACGGGAAUCAAGGCUUCGAACGAACCAGGUGGACUCCCAGCGGUGAACUGGUCUCCCAUUUCGCAGGACAGUCCGACCUUCGCCCAAGCAUUCAUAGCCAUUACCAACAUUGUAUUCGCAUAUUCCUUCGCCACAUGUCAAUUCUCCUUCAUGGACGAGAUGCAUACGCCUAAAGACUAUAUAAAAUCGAUAUGGGCGCUCGGACUACUCCAGAUAGUCAUUUACACCAUCACGGGUGUCACGAUCUACGCAUUUGUCGGCCAAGACGUCAAGUCACCUGCACUAUUGUCGGCUGGGACGAUGAUAAGCAGGAUUGCACUUGGUGUAGCGCUUCCAGUGAUAUUCAUAUCUGGUUCGAUCAAUAUCAUCGUUGCUGGUCGCUUAAUCCACGGUCGGAUAUAUGAAAAUAGUGUGAUACGAUAUGUCAAUACACCCAAAGCAUGGAUAGCCUGGUUGGCUGUAAUCAGUAGCAUUACAGUAAUCUCAUGGAUUAUUGCGGAAGCAAUUCCCUUUUUCUCCGAUUUGUUGUCUAUCUCUUCAUCGCUUUUCGCAUCUGGGUUUUCGUUCUACAUUCCCCCGGUUAUGUGGCUUAUGCUUCUGCGCAAGGGCAAGUGGUAUUCUAAAGAAAACGUGUUCUUCAGUGUUGUGAAUGGGUUGGUGUUUAUCAUCGGCAUUGUGAUCUUGGUUGGGGGUCUUUACUCCAGCAUUCAGGAUGUUAGGAGCAACUACAAGGCAGGCAAGGUCCACGGCGCCUUUAGCUGUGGCCCUGUCUAG
This is a messenger RNA of Aspergillus alliaceus, 1440 nucleotides long. RefSeq names its product transmembrane amino acid transporter protein-domain-containing protein. Bases 1 to 1440 code for a protein of 479 amino acids. Gene Ontology annotation, molecular function: amino acid transmembrane transporter activity. The record is from RefSeq and is a predicted model, not a curated record. Lineage: Eukaryota; Fungi; Ascomycota; Eurotiomycetes; Eurotiales; Aspergillaceae. The transcript is spliced from 2 exons. Gene Ontology annotation, biological process: amino acid transmembrane transport. Gene Ontology annotation, cellular component: vacuolar membrane.